ACCAGCCGUUCAAACCAGCCAACACGAACAGCUAAUUUUGGAAGGUUGAAAUAUAGUCCGUAUAAGAAACAAAAAUGAUAGGAAAGGACAAGAAAAUGGUUGUUUAAUUUUAUUUUUUGGAUCCAUGGAAGGAGGAGUCGUCGAUCGAUUGAAUAUCGGGGUAGCACAACUCGAUUUGGAUGAAGAACAAGAGGGGCUUUCGUUUCUUCCUGACGGUGGGGCGCCGCCGGCUGAAAUUAACCUCCACACCUCGACGAUUGUUGGUCGAUUUCUCACAGAUAUGGUUAUCAAGUUUGACAUAAUGCAAAGGGUUAUGGCUGCCGCUUGGAAACCAGCGUUAGGGGUGCGAAUUGUGCAAAAGGAUGAUAACCUAUAUCUCUUUCACUUCUUCCAUAUGAAAGAUGCAACCCGAAUCAUUGAAGAGGGUCCAUGGUCAUUUGAUAAUGCAACAUUAGUGAUGAAACUCCUUAGUCCAGGGGAGGUUGUUGAGGCAAAGGACCUGAAUAUGGUUCAGAUGUGGGUGCAAAUUUAUGAUCUCCCGGAUGGGUAUACUUCGUUGGAAAUUCUAGAGGCAGUGGAGUUGGAACCAGAGGAGUACCCUUUUGAUGCAUCUCUCCGGGCAGGGGGGAGGAAAAAGGAUACUAGUUAUGGUCUACAAUGGUUGCGCUUUGACAAUCCUUCAUUGGGGGAAGGCGGCGGGUUCUGGGUUCCAGGCCCGCCGAGAGCAAUGAGUAUCAUCAGUUGGAACUGCCGCGGGCUGGGCAACCUGCGGACAGUUCAGGAAGUGGCGGAGCUCGUCUUCGCUAAAAAGCUUGAUUUUGUUUUUCUGAUGGAAACUAAAGGUGCUCGUGAUAAGGCUGAAGUUCUUCGUGUUAAGAUUGGUUUUGAGGGAUUGUUUGCUGUGGACAGUGUUGGUGCAAGUGGUGGUUUGGCAUUACUCUGGAGGUCAAACCGCUCGGUUAAUCUCAUUAGUUACUUACGGUUUCAUGUUGAUGUUAUGGUCUCCUUGAAAGGUGCUCUCCCUUGGAGGCUCACUGGAUUUUAUGGGAAUCCUAGAAGAGACCUUCGACAAACCUCGUGGGAUCUCCUUCGCUCAUUAAAGGUCAGAUCUUCUUUACCGUGGGUGGUCAUCGGUGAUUUCAAUGCGGUUUGUGCUUCUUCUGAGAAGAGAGGGGGUCAGCCUCAACCUCUUUCAUUGAUUUCUGCUUUUAAUUCAACUUUGGCGGAGUGUCGUUUGUUUGAUCUUGGUAUGCAGGGAUACCCUUUCACGUGGGAGCCGGGUAGAGGCACGGAGAAUUGGGUUGAAGAACGUCUGGAUCGUGCCGUUAGUACUUGUGAAUGGUGUGUGCUUCAUCCCCAUGCUUGCGUAAUAAAUCACCCCAUGCGGACAUCUGACCAUUCUGCUUUGUUUUUAUGUCUAACUAAACCGUGUACUCAGCGGCGGAUGAAACAGUUCCGGUUUGAAAAUGCAUGGCUUCGUGAUGACGGUUAUAAGGAUGUGAUCAAGGAGGCCUGGAAUUCAUCGUCAACACUUUCUCUCCACGACAGGUUGGGUUAUUGUGGUAAGAAGUUGAUGGCUUCAGGGGUGAUAAGAUGCAUAAAUUUGAGCAUUAUGGCAGCCCAGGAGUUGGUUAAAGCGGGGGUACGCAGGCGUAUUGGGAAUGGGGUCGAAACAAUGGCGUGGGGUACGCCGUGGUUGUUGGACCGAGAUAACCCGUUUCUUCACACCGUGUUAGCUUCACCAAGUGCUAACUUGCCGGUGCAGAUGAUUCCAUGUUGCCCUCGGCGUAAAGAUAACUGGUUUUGGAUUGGUAGUGAGAACGGCCUUUACUCAGUGAAGUCAGGGUAUCGUAGGAUUAUGGGGGAGGCUACCCAAACUCCAGGUUUUUCACAAUGGAGCCGACUGUGGAGGAUUCCAGUAGCUCCCAAAGUAAAGGUUUGUGUUUGGCGUGCACUGCGAGGAAUCCUCCCAACUGUUUCGGCCUUGAAUUCCAAAGGUUUGGAAAUUGAUAAUUGUUGUUCCAUUUGUGGCCAGCUGAGUGAAACAGUGGAUCAUUUGUUUCUUCGUUGCCCGUUUGCAGAAUAUGUGUGGGAACGCAGUAGCUUCCGGGUGGCUAAUCGAUCGGCGGCGAGUUCGUUCUCGAACUGGGUUCAGCUGGUGUUUCAGACAGCCACGUCCAGUGAGCUAAUCCACAUUGUGUGGACAAUCUGGAUGAUUUGGAAGUGUAGGAAUGCAGCCGUAUGGGAACAACGGGUGCCAACCCCAGAGGUAACAGUUCGCAUGGUGCUGAAUUUUUCGAAAGGGUGGGAGAAUAAUCAUAGAGAGGAUCCCCCCACCUUAACUCCUUCGGCAGAGAGGGUUUUCCCCCCUGAAGCUGCCCAUUGUUUUUUUGAUGCUGCUCUAUUCCAUGCUUCGGGUCUGGUUGGUGCUUGUGGAGUGAUUUUCUCCUCUUCUAAGGAAUUUCAAGCGGCUUUUGCUCGACGGUUGUGGUGCCCGCAAGAUCCAUUGUUGGCAGAAGCUGUGGCAUGCCGGGAGACUUUGUCGUGGCUCAAAAGUCUUGGAGUCCAGGUUGCUGUUAUUUUUUCUGAUUGUUUUCGUGUCGUAGAGGCAAUUAAUGAUAGUGGUGUGUCGGAUUGUGCUUCUUAUUUCGGGUCUUUGAUUGAUGACUGUAAGGCCCUCAUGGCCUCGUUUGAAUCUGUUUUGGUUUCUCAUGUUCGUAGAAGUCUCAAUGUGGUAGCGCAUACGUUAGCUAGGCGGGUUGAAACUCAGACAGGUGAUUGGGAUUUUGCCCCCCCUGAUUUUCUUAUGUCUCUUUUGAAUUAAUGAAAGUUGGUUGUUCUCAAAAAAAAUAUAUAAUAAAACUCUUUUUUUAUCAAUAUCUAACAAUUUUUUAGUACAACUGGACAAAUAUUAAUUACUCCGUAUUAAUUGCCGGGUAUUAAUGGGGUUGACUAGUUUAGUUAUAAUACUUUCUCCGUCUGAAAAUGUUCUUCCCAUUUGACUUUUCACGGCCUCCAAUAUUGCACUUUGACCAUUAAUAUCUAUAUUUAGACAUAAAUAUAUUUUAUAAAAAUUUGAUAUUUGAAAACUACGUUUCAUUAUGAAUAUAUUGAUAUUAAAUUU
Cuscuta campestris is the source of this 3124-nucleotide messenger RNA. The record is from the annotation of a GenBank genome assembly. Lineage: Eukaryota; Viridiplantae; Streptophyta; Magnoliopsida; Solanales; Convolvulaceae.